UGAUUAUGUUCUUUGUUUUCCUCUCUCUUUCUGUCUGAAAAUGUCCAUUUUUUCCAAAUUUCUCCUUUGACUCUUCUUCUUCAUUUCUUUCUCUGCCCCCAUUACAUUACAACUAACACAUCUCAGUUUUUCCUCUUUCUCCGUGUGUUUCUCUUUCGAUCCUGUUUCUUUUUGGCCCAACAAGGUGUUUUUUUUUUUGCCAACGUCGUACUUGUUUUCGCAUUACCUGGUAAGAAUCAGCUCAUACGGGAACCUUGAUUUGGAACAGAAUAAGGGGAACGAGACAAAAUGCAUAAAUUUAUUGGAAAGAAUCAACCAUGAUUCAAUUACAGGUUGUUUUGAAUAGGACCUUGUGCAAGCCAUUCCAUGUCUUCUGUUAAAAGCCCUUCGCGCGGGCUUAACAACGAUGAGAUUCAGGGUCAAGGCUCAGAAUUUCUAGGCAGGCACAAUCUUGAAAAACAACUGGCUCAAAGCAAUUUCAAAAGCAAUGAUGCACUUAAUCACGCUCAGGACCUAGACACUAUGGAACUUUUUUCACAAGCAAGGGGGCAAGAAGAGGAGAUCCUCUCCCUUCGUGAACAGAUUGCUGUUUCUUGUAUGAAGGAGUUGCAGCUAGUGAAUGAGAAAUGCAAACUAGAGAGGGAAUUUUCGGAACUAAGAAUGGCAAUCGAUGACAAGCAAAAUGAAGCCAUCACAUCUGCCUCUAACGAUCUGGCUCGAAGGAAAGGUUAUCUAGAAGAAAAUUUAAAACUUGCCCAUGAUUUGAAAGUUGCAGAGGACGAGCGAUAUAUCUUCAUGUCAUCUAUGCUAGGAUUGCUGGCAGAAUAUGGUUUGUGGCCUCGUGUUAUGAAUGCCUCUUCAGUAUCCAACUAUGUAAAGCAUUUACAUGAUCAAAUACAAUGGAGGAUUCGGAAUUCACAUGAUAGAAUUGGAGAGUUAACUUCUGGGCAAGAAAGUCAUGCAGAUAAUGGUAACCAUGUUGUCGAAAGUCCUGGUUCCGCCAAUUUGACAAAUCACAUUCAUAAUGAAUUCAUGUUUCAGCAUAACAUUCCCCAGCAAAAUCCUAUUGGCAAUGAACAAAAUCACCAACCAAUGAGCAAUAUGACAGGAUAUAUGAACCCAGGUGUUAGUGGUGAUGUAAACGGAGCAUUCAAAAGGGUCAACUAUCAGGAGAUUUCUAAUGCUGCUGAUAGAGACCUAUCUUCCUUCCAACAUGGUUUAAUUGAUCAAAUUGGCAUGCAAGAGAGAACUGGUGAAAGACAAUUUGUAAAUGGCAAUAUCAACUUGUAUCAACCUUCACAUGAGCAUGAUGAGACUGCUUCCUCUGUUUCUGAGGAUGGCCCUGGCAUUGAGAAUUUUCAAAUCUGCGGUGAUGCUAUUCCUGGAGAAAAACUUCUGGGAUGUGGAUAUCCUGUCCGUCGAACUUCUCUUUGUAUGUUUCAGUGGGUUCGGCAUCUUCAGGAUGGCACUAGGCAGUACAUUGAAGGAGCCACAAAUCCAGAGUAUGUAGUUACAGCCGAUGAUGUCGAUAAACUGAUAGCAGUUGAGUGUAUUCCAAUGGACGAUAAAGGCCGUCAGGGGGAGCUAGUGAGGCUUUUUGCGAAUGACCAGCACAAAAUAAAAUGUGACCCAGAAAUGCAGCAUGAGAUUGACACAUACUUGUCUAAAGGAGAAGCAAUCUUCAGUGUUCUACUUCUGAUGGAUUCUGCUGAAAAUUGGGAACAAGCAACUCUAUUCUUAAGACGAUCUGGAUACCAAAUUAAGAUAAGUGGUACUGAAGCUGCGGUAGUUUCUGAGAAAUUCUCAAAGGACUUAUCGAUUAAAGUUCCAUGUGGUCUCUCGUCACAAUUUGUGUUAACAUGCUCGGAUGGAUCUUCUCAUCCUCUAAGCACAUUUAGCGUCCGAACGCGAGACACACUUGUGUUAACCAUGCGACUCUUCCAGAGUAAGGUGUUGGAUGACAAAAGGAAAGGGAGAGCAUGACGACGGGUUGCCACGGUCAAUCCUGAAUUUUUUAUAUGAAAAAAAACGUACAAAACAGAUGAAGCAAAAGUUACAGUAUCAUUUGAUUAUUGGUUUUUUUGUUGGUGUUGUGGAAUAUUUGGAAUUCCACUUGUUUAUAGAACAGGUGUAAAAAUAAUUUAGCAUAUAGAAGCUAAGAAAAUGUGAGGUAAAGAUAGCAAUGACAAUGUGUAACAUUUUUUCCUACCUGAAACUACACUGUAACGUUGUUUUAUUAAGUAAAUUAGGGAAAGCUAAGUUAAUUAAGUGAGUGCUCCGUAUUCAGCUUAGCUUACCUGAAAUUACAUUGUAACAUUGUAUUAAUUACAGUUUUGGUGUUGACACACUUGUAACAUUGUAAUUUUAAUGAGGGAACACACUUGUAACAUUGUAUUAAUUAGAUUGUAUCAAGUAAAUUAUUUGUACUUGUGUGGUGAA
Molecule: messenger RNA, 2439 nt
Organism: Medicago truncatula (barrel medic)
Lineage: Eukaryota; Viridiplantae; Streptophyta; Magnoliopsida; Fabales; Fabaceae
Exons: 20
Coding region: 367-1983 (538 amino acids)
Cellular component (GO): plasma membrane
Source: RefSeq, a predicted model, not a curated record